Messenger RNA from Blumeria graminis f. sp. triticale, 3750 nucleotides. The record is from the annotation of a GenBank genome assembly. Lineage: Eukaryota; Fungi; Ascomycota; Leotiomycetes; Helotiales; Erysiphaceae.
AUGAUGGCUUUCCACAAUGAGUCGAUUGGGCCUGGCAAGACGCCUCCUAGAUUGAUUGCGGAUUUGCUUGACUAUAAUCCAAGGCUAAAAAGAGAUGGAUACAAUUUGAUGACAGAUCCGGCGCCAAAGUUUUGCGACGAAGCACUAAAUCGAAGAAGCCCAAGUGAUUGCAGACAUAGGCUCAUAAAAAAAGACAGUCUUCAUACAACAAAACCGUCAAAUAACGAUGAGUCGAAAUCAACGCAGCAUGUCGAGGCAAUGUGCUUGACUUGUAGAUGUCACUUUAGUAUCAACGCCGUAUUUAGACCCACAGAGUUUGGUGGCGAACCUUGCAGUCUCUUCGAACCGCACUUUCCUAUGCACCACUUUAUCUUAACCAGCUCAUCUCAGUCUGAGGAAAAUAUCAAUCCUGCUGAUGCAAUCAAGUACGAUGGCUUAUAUGAAUGGUACGAAUAUAGUUGCUCCGCUCCAAAUUGCCCAAUCAUUGUCAGUAUUAAAAUCUUAUUUCCUCGACUCAGUAAGAGUUUACUUCUCCCGAUUGAAGAUUCUGAGCUAUUAGAAGAGAGAGGAAUUAGAGAAAUUCAGAAAGAUCCAGUGAGGUUUGAUGGUGAACGUCCUGCUGAACCCAUUACGGCCCUUUCUCAUCUUAGAUCGUACCUAAGUGAUGCUUUGAGUUGCAAGGGAGAUCUAAGGAAAAUUUCAACCCGUAACAAAAAAUUUAGGAUCUCUUUUGCAGAUGACUGUAAUUAUAUAUUUGAGUAUCUGGAUUUUAAGUUAGUUAGGGAUACCCUGGAAGGGGAUGAAUUCAACACUUUUUGGAGACUUCCAAGGAUAACGGACAAUAACAAAAAGUUCAUUGAAGAUGCCUAUUUCGAAAUAACACUAAGGGUACUUACUCAGCCUAAGCACUUCGACAUGCGCACAUUUCCUACUCCUGUCUGUGCGAUGAAGCACAUAAGAAUCGUACUAGGAUAUAAUGAUUAUCCAGAAAGAACAAGAUUAUUUGAUGCUGACACGGAGGAGCAUCCAUACUAUGCAAGUCUAGGUGCUGUGGGAGAUUUUACUGAUGGACUUUUAAACUGGGCAUACGAUCGUCAAUGUGAGUGUGACCCCAUAAAUAAGCCCUAUUAUUUGGACUGUCUCCAAGAUCUAGCCCAAGGUCGAGGGAGUGAUGACCUCCAGACCAAAGUAGUUAUGGCAACCUCAGCUGGAGAUUACGGUUUAAAGGACCUUAAGAAUGCAUAUGGUUUGUUCGGGAUCAGUCAUGAGACCACUGAACCCGAUGAAAAUAUAAUAGACCUUUACAGGUCAUAUUUAGAGUCAACACCGCAUAUGAAAGAUGAAGCGAAUAGCUGUCUCCGUAUCAUCGCAAAGCAUAGAAACAGUGCAAGAAUUGAGUCUCUCGCUAAUGAAAAACAUAUGAAUUUUCACGAAGCAUUGGAAUUCUUAGGUGUUGGCCCUGAUACCGCCCCUGAGUUUAUUGAGGCUUCAGCAGUAGCAAUGUUUGCCGACGGUGAUAAGCAAAGGGUUACUCUCGCACUCAAGACAAUCGCAGAGCAGAAGCCAUGUGAUAUUACACUUCAGCGAGCGGCUGUCACAAUGGCUUCAAAGACAGGAGAGGUUAUUAUUAGUGUCAUAGAUGCUUACAAGUAUUUACAAAUCCCUUCAAACACGAUUUCUGACGAGGGUAUCCUAAACUACUUCCAAUCUCUACACGAUAAAGCUUCACCUGCAUUUAAAGAGCGCUUAUCUGAAGCUGUAAGGGUAAUUGCUCUGGAAAGAAAUAGCAGCUUUUUACUAGCUAAGCUCCAAGAUCCAGACGCCGAGGUACAGGCCAGCACAGCUGAGCCCGUCGGACUCGAUAAUAUUGGCAACACAUGUUAUCUCAACAGUUUACUCCAAUAUUAUUACACGGUGAAACCGCUUCGAGAUAUGAUCAUAAACUUUGAUAAUUAUCGCAUGGAGAUUAAUGAUGAAAACCUCAAGAAAAAGAAAGUAGGCGGUCGCCAAGUUGAAAAGGCCGAAAUAAUUAAGGCUCAAAGGUUUGUAGGAGAAUUACGUAAACUCUUUAUAAAACUAAAAACAGCGUCUACAAGCUCGGUCAGACCCACAAAAGAGCUCGCUGCCUUAACGAUUUUUAGCACUCAGGCAGAGCAAGCGGCUCGAAAAAAGUCCAUUAACGUUAUUCCCGAAAGCAAGACCAGCCUCGCUCAGGUCUGGCAAGACCAAACUUCUAGUCGAAUCUUUUCAUCACCGCAGGUGAUCGGAAACGAAGUGGAAAUGACUGAAAUCAUAAAAGAAAAAGAAGUCGAUAGAUUAGAUACUAGCAGUGAGGCCACAUUGGUUGAUGCUAAUUCCUCGUAUAGCGAAGAAUUUAAAUCUAAAAAUUGGAGCCCCACUCACAUAGACUCAAAUAUUGAGGAAAAAGAAUUCAAAUAUAUGCUUAAUUCAGAAUCUGGAGCAGACACUAUCACAACUAAUAAUGUUUCUGUAGAAGCUUCUCCCAGUGCUGUAGAGAUGCCAGAAAUUCCGCCACCAAUCCCACCUCGAAACAAGGCAGGCUUAGUUAUCACCACAGAUGAAUCUAACGAUAGUAAUUCAGUUGAUAAAUUGUGGGAUUUUGGCUCUCAACAAGACGUAACUGAAGUGAUCGGGAAUGUGCUUUUCCGACUUCAGUGCGCUAUCACUGCUACUGGAUACGAAUAUCCUUCGGGGGAACAAAUCGACAUCAUUCGCGAAAGUUUUUUCGGUGCAAACACGGUAUAUACACAAAAAUCUCAUAGUCUACAGCAGAAAGUUGAAGCUUGGUCAUACCUCCUUGUAUUUCCUGCAAAAAGCAUGACUCGUAGCAUAUAUGAGGCACUCGACAUCUCUUUCGAUGAGCAAAUGGUAGAAAUAGAUGGUUAUCUUGUGCCACAAUACACUUCCAUUAGUAGACUCCCUCGAAUCAUGCAAUUUCACAUACAGCGUACGGCUUUCGACCAAGAAAAUCUUAGAUCUUGGAAGAAUCGAACCCCUGUCACAAUACCAGAGACUUUAUAUCUUGAUAGAUAUAUGGAUGACUCUGACGAUCCUAACUCAGCAAUUUUGCGUCGGCGUCGCGAGACUUGGAUAUGGAAAAGACAGCUUGCCGCCCUCGAAGCAAGAUACGUCACUCUUUUAGACACUCAGGCAGACUUGAAUGUUCCUGACGCUUUGAUUGCCACUCAAGAAUGGAUCAGUAAAAUUCAGGAACUCGAAAUUGAUGGAAUUAAAAUCAAUCCUGAACUCCCUGAGCUUUUGGAAAUGCGUAUUUCCGAAAUUUCUCAUGAAAUUGACCAAAUAAGUAUGAGAAUAGCCGUGCUACAGCAGAAUCUGAAGAAUCAGUUCACAGAUAUGCGUAAACACGAAUAUAAACUUCAUGCCCUCUUUAUUCAUCAUGGGGAAGCCGGGGGAGGCCAUUAUUGGGUUUAUAUCUACGAUUCAGUGCAUGAUAUCUGGCGACAAUACAAUGACGAACAUGUGACGGAAGUGAGAAACCGAGACUUCAUAUUCAAGCAUGAAACCGUCGGUGGAGGCACUCCCUAUUAUGUAGUCUACGUCCGUAGCUCUGAACUAAAUGAGAUAGUGAAUCCAGUAUUUAGGGAAGUUUUAAACACUGAAACGGACAAUACUGAUCACCGCUUAACCAAUGAGGUACCUGAGGGAUUUUCCGCAUCAAACUGCGCCAAGGCUACCGAUGAGAUAGGAAACAUCGAAUAUGUCAGCUAA